This is a messenger RNA of Antechinus flavipes (yellow-footed antechinus), 387 nucleotides long. Its product is annotated as 40S ribosomal protein S12-like. The transcript has a single exon. Lineage: Eukaryota; Metazoa; Chordata; Mammalia; Dasyuromorphia; Dasyuridae. Gene Ontology annotation, biological process: translation. Gene Ontology annotation, cellular component: ribosome; cytosolic small ribosomal subunit. The record is from RefSeq and is a predicted model, not a curated record. Gene Ontology annotation, molecular function: structural constituent of ribosome. Bases 1 to 387 code for a protein of 128 amino acids.
AUGGCCAAGGAAGGCAUUGCUCCUGGAGGUAUAAUGAAUGUUAACAUUAUUCUACAAGAAGUGCUGAAGACCACAUUCAUCCACCAUGGAUUAGCUUAUGGAAUUUGUGAAGCUGCCAAAGCCUUGGACAAAUGCCAAGCCCAUCUUUGCGUUCUUGCUUCCAACUGUGAUGAACCUAUGUAUGUAAUGUUGAUUGAAGCCCUGUGUGCUGAACACCAAAUCAGCUUGAUCAAGUUUGAUAACAACAAGAUUCUGGGUAAAUGGGUAGAACACUGUAAAAUUGAUAGAAGGGGAAAACCCUUUAAAGUAGUUGGAUGCAGUUGCAUUGUUGUUAAGGACUAUGGUAAGAAAUCUCAGGCCAAAGAUAUCAUUGAAGAAGAUUUUUAA